CUCUUCAGUUCAAACAAAAAAGAAAAGAAAAGAAAAGCGAAAAUUACCCAAUUGAGCCUCUUCGAGGAAACACAGGGGCACACCCUGCGAAUCUUAGCUAUUUCGGGGUAGUUAUUUUUCCCCCGCUCUCUUCGAUUCUGGACAUUCUUCCAGCUCCGAAUCCAAUCUUUGUGCAUAGUUCGGUUGAGGGUUUCCUUUUUAGACCGUGACGAAAAACCAUGUUUCUUCUUCGAUGGAACAGGUCCCGUACUUAGGGUUUGGGGUUGUGUUUCGGUUCCGAUACGGUUCGUGCAGGCAGAGUUUUGAUUCCUGUAGAUGGCGGCUGCCAACCCACAGCCCUUGCAGGCGCGUCCUUUAGAGGACCACAUGCGGGGCCCCAUACGGAUCGAGGACGAGGAGGGUGACUACGAGGAUGGUGGUGACGAUGCUAUGGAUGACGUCGAAGAUGCUCACAUGAAUUCUGUGAGCGUUGCGGAGCAUGGUGAAGUAAGAGUUGGAGGAGGAGCGGUGGUUAUGGCGUCUCGGACCAGUGAGCUUACUCUCUCUUUCGAAGGCGAGGUCUACGUGUUCCCUGCGGUGACGCCUGAAAAGGUACAAGCAGUGCUCUUGCUUCUAGGAGGACCAGAUGUACCAACUGGUGUGCCCACCUUUGAAGUACCUUUUAAUCAAAAUAACAGGGGUGUGGUUGAGACUGCAAAGCGCUCGAAUAUUUCACGAAGAAUAGCAUCCCUGGUCAGGUUCCGUGAAAAAAGGAAAGAGAGAUGUUUUGACAAGAAAAUUCGGUACACUGUGCGAAAAGAAGUUGCUCAAAGGAUGCACCGUAAGAAUGGACAAUUUGCAUCCCUGAAAGAAAGUCCCUCUACUUCAAAUUGGGAUUCUGCUCAGAGUUGCCUUCAAGAUGGUACUCCUACUGCAGAAACUGUUUUACGUAGAUGUCAACAUUGUGGAGUUGGUGAAAAUAAUACUCCUGCUAUGCGUCGUGGGCCAGCUGGACCAAGGACUUUAUGUAAUGCAUGCGGUCUAAUGUGGGCAAAUAAGGGAACACUAAGGGAUCUCAGUAAGGGGGGGAGGAAUGUUUCCACGGACCAUAUUGAACCUGUAACCCCAGUUGACAUCAAGCCGUCAAUUACAGACAGAGACUUAUGCGACAACCAGGAUGAUCAUGAAACUCCUAAAGACCCUUGCAAAAAGGCGGUAACUGAAGGAUCCAAUAAGUCUUCUGUCAACCAUGAUGAGGAAGAUUUGCAUGGAACUGCUUCAGAUCUUACAUGUACUCUUCCCAUGGGCGUUGUCCAUUCCUCAGCCACUGAUGAGGAGCAGGAACCUUUGGUUGAGCUCGGUAAUCCUUCAGAUAAUGAUAUAGACAUACCUGCUAAUUUUGAUUAGAAGGUCAAAGUUUAUGAUCCUUGUAAAGGAGGGGCAUUUAGGAUUAUAAGGUUGCUAUAAUUACAAACGACCAUGACGUGAAGUCCAAGUGCAGUGAUCAUCUUGUGACUGGAGGAAUUGCACUGCUGCUUUCGUCUGACAUUAGAUUCAUGGCAAUGGUUGAUGUUGAUAUAAGCGAUGGGAUCUUGCUCGUGUACAAGCUGUUAGGAGAGACGUUUGAGUGCUUUUACCUGUAUGUGAUUUAUUUUUAGCGCAGUUCUGAUUGCUUUAAUAGUAAUUACCACUUUUCAUUUUUAGUUUUAUAUGUCAAAAGUAUCAAGUGAGUGUUUGCCUGAUCUUGAUAAACCUCAGUUCUGUAGUUAAUAAGUGGGCUCGCCAAGUAAUUUAGAAACAUGGUGAUUUUCAUAAA
Molecule: messenger RNA, 1795 nt
Organism: Carya illinoinensis
Lineage: Eukaryota; Viridiplantae; Streptophyta; Magnoliopsida; Fagales; Juglandaceae
Product: GATA transcription factor 24-like
Exons: 11
Coding region: 316-1386 (356 amino acids)
Biological process (GO): regulation of DNA-templated transcription
Molecular function (GO): zinc ion binding; sequence-specific DNA binding; protein binding
Source: RefSeq, a predicted model, not a curated record